Messenger RNA from Pelagomonas calceolata, 1343 nucleotides. The record is from the annotation of a GenBank genome assembly. NCBI's taxonomy places the organism in Eukaryota, Pelagophyceae, Pelagomonadales, Pelagomonadaceae.
GCACGCGAAGAUUCCUCGACUCGAGAGCUUGCAAGCCCAAAGUUGGGCUCCGCACCGCUCACACACAGCAGUGCUAUUGCGCUGUGAAUUAGCAAUCAACGAGUCGAAGAAGAUGGCUGCCCUCGCGCGCAGAGAGCAAUUGGCUGCCCUCGCGCGCAGCGAGCACGAGCGUGCUGCCAGGAGCCUGCCGGCCGCAGCGCUGCCCCAACGAGCGUUCAGUGAGAACACGACCAAACGCGGUAUCGCCGCGUUCGUCCGCACGCGCAUCCGCGAGUUCGAGGCGGCGCGCGAGUGCGUCGUAAUUCUGGCCGCGUGUCUCGGCGUCCUCUUCUUCGAGUCGCGGCGAUGGCGUUCUGCUCGAUGGCGUGGCGAAUGAGCGGGAUCUCACGAAACACACAAGAAAAUCACAAAAACAAAAAAAACAGGCCGAGAAGUCGUCGCACACGAUGCGCGUCGCGAACGCCGACUCGGACUGGGACAUCCACUGCUUCUACCUACCGCGCGACCCGGCGGCGGCCUGGUGCGGGGUGAGCGAACGGCAUAACUUCGAGAAGCAGGUGUACGGCCCGCGGCGCACGGGCGCGCCCGCGGACGAGCCCGACGUCGAGCUCGGGUUCCACGACGCGCUGCGCGUGGCGAGGCUGGUCGCGAAGGGCGACCAGAUGACGUUGGAAAUCUUGCUGUCGCGCCCCGUGUACGCCAUCGCUGAAGAAAACGUCGCGUCGAUGGCGUGAAAACACACAGGUCGCCCCUGGCGUACGUCGAGGAGGCGCCGUGCGUCGCCGAGCUCCGGUACCUCGCGGUGCGGCGCACGUUCGGCUGGCGGGGCGCGGCGGCGGCGUACGCGAAGAGCGCCGGCGGCUUCCUGAACAGCGCCGCGAAGAGCGCCGAGAAGCUCGGCUUGGCGUCGGGCAAGGCCGGCAAGCAGCUGGGCUACGCGCUCCACCGCACGCUGUCGGCGGAGUGGCUGCUCCGCGAGCGCGACGUCGUCGGCCUGCCCCAGGGCCUCCCGGAGCUGCUCGACGGCGCGAUCAGGGCAAGCGCGUUGCGCGACCUGCCCGCCGUGCCGGCGCCGCUCGUGGCGCUCGCGCGGCGCCUCGCCGACGGCCUCCGCGGCGACGCGGCCGUGGGGUCGAAGGAUGAGUUCGCGGCGCACCUCGCGGCCCUCCGGUCGCGCCUCGACGUGCUCGUCCCCCUUUCCCGGGACCUCGCGCGCGACGCGCCCGGCCCCGAGGGCGGCGAGAAGUCCGUCGCGCUAGACGUCGUGCGGGAGCUCGACGCGUGGACGCGCGCGCGCCUCGUCGAGGGCCUUCGUGCUGUCCCUGUGUAAGCUUCGGUUUUGA